Molecule: messenger RNA, 1851 nt
Organism: Camellia sinensis
Lineage: Eukaryota; Viridiplantae; Streptophyta; Magnoliopsida; Ericales; Theaceae
Source: RefSeq, a predicted model, not a curated record
AGUUGUAUCUCACUUCAUUGUUAGAGAAUCAUCACUACAUAUAUAUAUUGAUAGAAUCAUAUCUUGAGAGAGAGAAAGAAAGAAGAAUGGGGUUGACGAGUUUGAAACAACAACUUUUGUCCAAGAUAGCAACCAAUGAUGAACAUGGUGAAAAUACUCCAUACUUUGAUGGUUGGAAGGCAUAUGAUAAUGAUCCUUUUCACCUCACCAAAAACCCUAAUGGUGUCAUCCAAAUGGGUCUUGCUGAAAACCAGCUAUGUUUUGACCUAAUUAAGGAGUGGAUUGAGAAAAACCCAACAGCAUCCAUUUGCACAGCUGAAGGAUCAAUGGCUUUCAAGGACAUAGCCAACUUUCAGGACUAUCAUGGCCUGCUGGAGUUUAGAACUGCCGUCGCGAAGUUUAUGGGGAGAGUAAGAGGUGGUAGGGUUAAGUUUGAUCCGAACAGGAUAGUAAUGAGCGGAGGAGCCACCGGAGCUAAUGAGACAAUCAUGUUUUGUUUGGCCGAUCGCGGUGAUGCAUUUCUAGUUCCAUCACCUUAUUAUCCAGCAUUUGUUCGGGAUUUGAGAUGGCGAACCGGUGUUCAAAUAAUACCAGUUACCUGUGAGAGCUCAAACAAUUUUCAAAUCACCAUAGAAGCCCUAGAAGAAGCAUACAACAAAGCAAUAGAGGCCAACAUUAGAGUGAAAGGCUUGAUCAUAACCAACCCAUCAAACCCAUUAGGCACCAUUUUAGACAAAGACACUCUCAAAAGCUUGGUGAAUUUCAUCAAUGAAAGAAACAUCCACCUUGUAUGCGAUGAAAUCUAUGCUGCCACCAUUUUCAGGCCUCCCCACUUCACUAGCAUUUCUGAGGUCAUUCAAGACAUGGAUAGUAACGAUGAUCUCAUUCACAUCGUUUACAGUUUGUCGAAAGACAUGGGUUUUCCUGGCUUUAGGGUUGGUAUUGUUUACUCAUACAACGAUGAAGUUGUGAGUUGUGCUCGAAAGAUGUCGAGUUUUGGAUUAGUCUCUUCCCAAACUCAAUACUUACUCGCUGCAAUGCUUUCUGACGAUGAUUUCGUGCGGAGGUUUCUUGAUGAGAGCUCGAGGAGGCUAGAGUGCAGGCACAAAAUUUUCACAGAAGGAUUGAAAGAGAUGGGGAUCGAUUGUUUGAAUAGCAAUGCUGGACUUUUCUGCUGGAUGGAUUUGCGCUCAUUGCUCAAAGAACCAACUAUUGAUGCUGAAAUGGCGCUAUGGCGUGUGAUAAUCAACGAUGUGAAACUCAAUGUCUCUCCGGGAUCAUCUUUUUAUUGCACGGAGGCUGGUUGGUUUAGGGUUUGCUUUGCUAACAUGGAUGAUGAUACAGUUGAAAUUGCAUUGCAGAGAAUUCGAAAAUUUGUGACUAAGAAGGAAGGAGAGGUAGCUACAGUGAAGAAGAAGAGGUGCCCAACGAAUCUUCGACUGAGUUUCUCGUCUCGGAUAUACGACGACGGUCUCAGGUCGCCGCAUAUGUCAUCUCCUCACUCUCCUCAUCCUCACUCGCCUCUAGUUCGAGCCAAGAAUUAAUCGGUUUAGAAGACUAUUAUGUAUCAUUAGUAUAUAAAAAAUUUAUAACGUCAAAAAAAGUAAAUUCUAAAAUUUUCAAAAAAUAAAAUAUACAAUGUGAGUCACAAUUAAAAUGAAUCACGUCCACACACUUUAUUUUUUGAUUAUUUUUUGAAUAAAUUUUUUCUGACUAUGUAAUAUUAUUAUUAGAAUAUUUCACCAGAACUUCACCUUCAACGUGAUUUUCAGAAAGUGAAAUAUAUGAGGUGAUAAAUAUAUCAUUUCUCAUUUUAUGCACCAUUAAUUUGUACCAAGAAGAGGUAGAUUU